Amyelois transitella is the source of this 1119-nucleotide messenger RNA. Its product is annotated as methylated-DNA--protein-cysteine methyltransferase. Lineage: Eukaryota; Metazoa; Arthropoda; Insecta; Lepidoptera; Pyralidae. The transcript has 2 exons. The coding region runs from base 476 to 1027 and encodes 183 amino acids. Gene Ontology annotation, molecular function: methylated-DNA-[protein]-cysteine S-methyltransferase activity. Gene Ontology annotation, biological process: DNA repair. The record is from RefSeq and is a predicted model, not a curated record.
UAGUAAUUUAACGGUUUCACCUGUAUAUAACUAGUCGUUAGCCGCGAACUUGGAACUCACGAUCACUUAUUAUUUUUUACAAAUAGGUCAUAGUCUCAAAAAAUACAUAACUGAAUACUAAAAUUAUAGAUAGGUCAGUUGCGGCCUUAAAUCGCUAAGUCGGCGACACAAGGGGACGCUCAGACUGGUUUUUGCAGGUCGUACAAUCACAAUCGCGGGCACGAUACACAGCGCCGUUUAAUUACAGUUAGUCUGAAUCGGUACGACCCAGGUCGUACGAAAUCGGUGGCAUGUUGCACGGGCCCUUAUAAAGAAAAAGUUGGCAACACCAACUAAGGCUGUUGUUGCUUUUCGAACUUUCGAAAACACAAAGAAAUUUUAUGAAAGCAUUUAAUUUGAUUGUGAUCAACGAUUACUUCUUACGAUUGUGAUUGAAGUACACAUAAAUUUUGUUGUGGAUUAAAAUGUAAACAAAAUGACUAUUUCAAAAAUCGUCGAUAGAUAUAAUAAGGAUUCAAACAAAACUGUAUAUUUAUGUGAUUUGAAAACUCCCGUUGGAAAAUUAAUUGCUGCAGGGGAUGAAAAUUAUUUAUAUAUGUUGUCUUCGGAGGAUUCAAAAAAUUUUGAAAAACAUAUCAAAGUUAUUUCUGAAGAAUUAUCAUGUCGUUUUACUGAAGGAGAUACUACACUUUUAUGUAAAUUAAAAGAUGAAAUAGCGUCUUAUUUUGAUGGAAAGCUUACACAAUUUACAGUACCGAUAAAAACUUUUGGUUCUGAUUUUCAGAAGCAAGUAUGGAAAAAGCUCCAAGAGCUUCCAUUUGGAACAAUUCAAACAUAUGGUGAUCUAGCCAAGUCCCUGGGAAGGGCAGCCAGCCAUUCUCGAGCUGUUGGUGCUGCUUGUGGAGCGAAUGCAAUUCUGAUUGUGAUACCAUGCCAUCGUCUGGUAGCAUCUGGCUCAAAAGGAGGCUUUAGUUCUGGAUUAGAUAGAAAAGAAUUAUUGCUUAAUCAUGAGAAAAAAUAUUCCUAAAUGCACAUGUUAUUAAAAAAUAUGAGUACUUACAUGCUAAUGCUGUUUGUAUGACUAAAAUAAUUAUGUUUGCUAUAAACUAAGUACCUCAA